CAAUGCAACGUGUAUUGGAUGCCAACCGCCGUUAAACCACAUCGAAGAAGAAGAUCCCGUCAUACAGAUGUGUUUAUACCAUAUAGAAUAAUACAUUGAACGAUUCUGAUUGCUCUCACUGGAUCUCAUAAUUUGCACUUACAGCCAAACAAUUACAGAAAAUUAAUUGUUCAGAUCUACCCAUCCUACCAUGUCACAGCCGGGUUCUGGCUGUGGUGUUCCAGCCCAGAGAAGCUCACAACAGGUUCCAGAGGUGAUGUCAGUGAAGCUGGAGGACUGCAGUCAAACACUGGAACUCAAUGUGAUCGUGAAAGAGGAGGAGAGAGAAAUCAAGGAAGAAGAAAACAGUGAUUCAGGAAAGAGCUCCAACCCAGGCUCAGACAGCAAGCCCAGUCCCACAGCAUCAGGAAAUCAUAAACAAUGCAGACAGAAGCCCCAACCCUGCUGUAGCGACAGCUUUAUUUGUCCAACUCACCUCAAAUCACUCAAACAGACUCCCAAAAUAAAGAAGACAUACCUCUGCUCCCAAUGUGGGAAGAGUUUCAGUCGGACAGGAGACCUAAAGAGUCAUCAGAGAUCACACAGUAAAAAUAAGCCAUACCACUGCGCUAGAUGUGGGGAGGGAUUCACUCAGCUUGGAAGUCUAAAAAGUCACCAGAGAAUACAUACAGGGGAGAAGCCUUACCACUGCUCCCAGUGUGGGAAGAGCUUUAAUCGUUCAGGAAACCUUACAGAACACCAAAGAAUACAUACAGGGGAGAAGCCUCACCACUGCACCCAAUGUGGGAAGCGUUUCAGUCGGGCAGGAAUUCUAAAGAAUCAUAAGAGAACUCACACAGGAGAGAAACCUUUCCACUGCUCUGCUUGUGGGAAGAGUUUUACAAGAGAAGUAAGCCUAAAAAAUCAUCAAAGAGUACACACUGGAGAGAAACCUUUCCACUGCUCCACAUGUGGGAGGGGUUUCAGUGAGAAAGUAAAUCUUAAUAGACACGAGCGAGUACAUAGUGAAGAGAAGCCUUACCACUGCACCACAUGUGGAAAGAGCUUUAAUCAUUCAGGAAGCCUUAAGGAACACCAGAGAAUACAUACAGGGGAGAAACCUUACCACUGCACUGAGUGUGGAAAGAAAUUCCGUUUUGCAGGAGAUCUAAAAAAUCACCAGAGAUCACACAGUAGGGAGAAGCCUUACCACUGCUCUAUUUGUGGGAAGAGUUUCAAUCAACCCGGAAACCUAAAGAGUCAUCAGCGAAUACACGUAGAAGAGAAGCCUACCUGUACUGUCAAUGUGAUUGUUAAAGAGGAGGAGGGCGAGAGGGAAAUCAAUGAUAAGGUAAAGAGAGAAGUUGAGGAAAGUAAAGGUGUAGUUGACCCAGGUACCUCAAGACUACCUGGUCGUGGGAGUUACCCCUGCCCUCAAUGUGGGAAGAAUUUUAGUUCCUCAAGUAAUCUAAAGAAUCAUCAAAGAGUACACACUGGAGAGAAACCUUUCCACUGCUUAGCAUGUGGGAAGCGUUUCCGUGAGAAAGCACACCUUAAGAGACAUGAGAGGGUACAUAGUGGAGAGAAGCCUUACAACUGCUUCAAAUGUGGGAAGAAUUUCCGUAUGGCAGAUACCCUACAGAAACACCAGAGAAUCCACACAGGAGAGAAGCCUCACCACUGCUCUCUUUGUGGGAAGAGCUUUAAUCAUUCUGGAAGCCUUAAGGAACAUCAAAGAAUACAUAGUGGAGAGAAGCCUUACCACUGCUCUCUUUGUGGGAAGAGCUUCCAUCAUUCAGGAACCUUUAAGAAACAUCAGCAAAGUCACAUUGGAGUGAAACCUACCUGUAAUCUCAAUGUGAUUGUCAAAGAGGAGGAUGGUGACUGUACUCUCAAUGUGAUUGUCAAAAAUGAGGAUGGUGACUGUACUCCCAAUGUGAUUGUCAAAGAGGAGGAUGGUGACUGUACUCUCAAUGUGAUUGUCAAAGAGGAGGAGGAAGACCCAGAUACAUCGAGACUACCAGAUUAUGGUCGUUACCCCUGUUCUCAAUGUGGAAAGAAUUUUAGUUCCUCAAGUAAUCUAAAGAAUCAUCAGAGAGUACACACUGGAGAGAAACCUUUUCACUGCUCUGCAUGUGGGAAGAGUUUCAGUGAGAAAGCAAACCUUAAGAGACAUGAGAGAGUACAUGAGAAGGAAAAGAGAGAGGUUGAGGAAGAGGAGGAAACUAGUGGUGUAGUUGACCCGAGUACAUCAAGACUACCUGGUCGUGGGAGUUACCCCUGCCCUCAAUGUGGGAAGAGUUUCAGUUCCUUAGGUAAUCUAAAUAAUCAUCAAAAAGUACACACGGGAGAGAAACCGUACCACUGCACCCAAUGUGGGAAGAGUUUCAGUGAGAAAGCAAACCUUAAGAGACAUGAGAUAGUACAUAGUGGAGAGAAGCCUUACCACUGCACCCAAUGUGGGAAGAAUUUCCGUGUGGCAGAUACCCUACAGAAACACCAGAGAGUCCACACAGGAGAGAAGCCUAACCACUGCUAUUUUUGUGGGAAGAGCUUUGAUAAUUUAGGAAGCCUUAAGGAACAUAAAAAAAUACAUAAUGGAGAGAAGCCUUACCACUGCACUCAAUGUGGGAAGAGCUUCAAUUAUUCAGGAAAUUUUAAGAAACAUCAAAGAAUACAUAUUGGAGAGAAUCCUACCUUUACUCUCAAUGUGAUUGUCAAAGAGGAGGAGGAAGAUGGAAAAGAGAGAGAAGUUGAGGUCGAGGAGAGUGUUGUGAAGGAAGAGGCUACAUAAGCUAACUAGGAAAGGAUGCUGUCUUCUGUGUCAGUAUGGGAUUGGGCAGCACCAUUGAGGGUGAUUUCCAUUUUAAAAUAGUCCAUAUCUUCUAUUUCUAUGAGUGUAUUGGAAGGUAGCAAAUAAACUGAAAAGGUACAUACCACCACCUAUUUUGGUGGAGUGUGUAUAAUCUGAACAGGUACAAAGCCAAGGUUGGUGAUUUACUGCUACUUGCAGUUAUGGAAUGUUAGCUCAGGACUAUAAUUCAUUGGUUAACUCCUUCUGCUGACCUGGAUGGAAUUAUACAUUCCUUCCUUAACCCACAGGAAGCCCCACCAUUUUGACUACUUCAAAAUGGUGAAAGUCCUCAAUGGUGUUGCUCAUUAGAGAAGCCUCACCGUUGCUUUCAUUAUAGAAAAUCUCUUAUUCACUAAAGCAUUUGAUAUAUAUUUGUAUAGAAACUGCGUUCCAGGACACAGAUUCAUGCUGAGAGUUCAUCUGACCGUGGGUUGUCGACAAUGCAGCUUUUAAAGGCAAUUUCCGACUGUGCGAACAUAUGCUGAAAACGUUACAUCUUUCUUCCAUUUAUUUUCUUCCAUUUAGCAGAAGCUUUUAUCCAAAGUGAUUUAUUCUGGAUGCAUAGCACAGACAACAAACAACAAUAUCUAACACAUUAAAGGACCAAUCCAAAGUUGAACCAAUAACAAAGCGAGGCACGCUUGUUUUGGUAUAAAGCUUAGGGAUGGACCUGGAGAAAUGUAACCACUUUCACAUUAAUAGGCAGAGCUACGGACUGACUAUUCAUGAUGUCAUGAUGAUCAUUUUAGCUAUGGAGUGACCAUUCAUGAUCUCAAAAUGAUCAUUAUAGCUAUGGACUAACCAUCCAUGAUCUCAAAAUGAUCUGCUAUGGACUGACCAUUCAUGUUGUCAUAAUGAUCUGCUAUGGACUGACCAUUCAUGAUCUCAAAAUGAUCUGCUAUGGACUGACCAUUCAUGAUGUCAUAAUGAUCUGCUAUGGACUGACCAUUCAUGUUGUCAUAAUGAUCUGCUAUGGACUGACCAUUCAUGAUCUCAAAAUGAUCUGCUAUGGACUGACCAUUCAUGAUGUCAUAAUGAUGAUUUUAGCUUUGGACUGACUAUCCAUGAUCUCAAAAUGUUCAUUUUAACCAUGUUUUGGGCUAUACAGGGUUUGUUUACAUUUACAAUGUUUCCAAACACUGGAGGAAAACAAGCUUAUAUUUUGGGGUUCUGAUGGAGUGUGACAGUUGAAAUAAUCUCAUGAGGGAUUAUAAAUGAAUAGUUUUCAAGAAUCAAUAGCGAUUAUACAGUAUCAUUCAUUUAUAAGUCUAAAAAUGUAUGUUACAAUUGCAUAUCGCCCCUUUAAACACUACAGUAUCAUAACCUUACAUAUCAUUACAACAGUUCACAGUAACAGAGGUCAGAUAGGCCUACAGUUUACGUUGUUAAACAAUGUUUCUGCUUUACUUUUUAAACUGAUGAGUGAGAUGUGUAAAGGCACAUUGGAUCACUAUUAUAUGUUGUACAAGGUCAUUGAUAAGUUGAUCUAAAAUACAACCUUCCUGUUGAAACGAGUAGUACAGCAUCAAGAGAAGAAUGCCCUGUGGGAUAUCCUAUUGAAUACAAAAUAUGUCCAUUGAAUCAUCCCGCUGGGCACAGACGUCAGUUCAACGUCUAGUUUUAAUUCAUAUUUGGUUGUGAGUUCAACGUGAAAUCAACAAAACAUUUAGGUCAAAAGUUUUAGCCAAUUUUUUCAAAUUAGAUUCCCUUACAUUUAAAUACUGUUUUCAAAUCCAAUCAGUUUUCCACGUUGACUCAACGUCAUCGCGUUGAAGUUUUUGGUUGAAAUGACGUGGAAACAACGUUGAUUCAACCUGUUUUUGCCCAGUAGGAUUAUGACAGAAUUCAGACAUUCUUUUUUUAAGCUCAGGAGAAGGGCUUGUAUGGAUUGACAUCAGAAGUAAACAAUAUGAGUGUAUUGUUAUGUCAUAAUCUGGAUGUAAUCUGUGUAUAAAAUAUUGCCAAGUAUCCUUGAAUUGAAUUAUAAAUACAAACAGGACAAACUGUC
Molecule: messenger RNA, 4841 nt
Organism: Salmo salar (Atlantic salmon)
Lineage: Eukaryota; Metazoa; Chordata; Actinopteri; Salmoniformes; Salmonidae
Biological process (GO): regulation of transcription by RNA polymerase II
Cellular component (GO): nucleus
Molecular function (GO): RNA polymerase II cis-regulatory region sequence-specific DNA binding; DNA-binding transcription activator activity, RNA polymerase II-specific
Source: RefSeq, a predicted model, not a curated record